This is a messenger RNA of Epinephelus fuscoguttatus (brown-marbled grouper), 1921 nucleotides long. RefSeq names its product phosphoglucomutase 3 (gene pgm3). Gene Ontology annotation, biological process: UDP-N-acetylglucosamine biosynthetic process; hemopoiesis; carbohydrate metabolic process. The coding region runs from base 79 to 1719 and encodes 546 amino acids. NCBI's taxonomy places the organism in Eukaryota, Metazoa, Chordata, Actinopteri, Perciformes, Serranidae. Gene Ontology annotation, molecular function: phosphoacetylglucosamine mutase activity; magnesium ion binding. The record is from RefSeq and is a predicted model, not a curated record. The transcript is spliced from 13 exons.
GUCGUCAAGGAGAGGCGGAACCGGUGGAAACAGGAAGCGUCUCAUGACACUCACUGCUGAACGUCCAGAAAACAAAACAUGAUGGCCCAGUUUCAGGAGGUAUCAAACCAGUCCUCUCUGCACCCGAAGCCUUCAGGCUUGGUUCUGCAGUAUGGUACUGCUGGUUUCAGGACUAACGCCAAACAGCUGGACCACAUCAUGUUCAGGAUGGGACUGCUCGCCACUCUGCGUUCCAAGAAGACCAAAGCCACCAUCGGAGUCAUGGUCACUGCGUCGCACAACCCUGAAGAGGACAACGGGGUGAAGCUGGUUGACCCCAUGGGGGAGAUGGUGACGCCGACAUGGGAGGGCUACGCCACCCAGCUGGCCAACGCUGAGCAGGAGGAUCUGCUCGCUGCACUGAAGGACAUCAUCGAGAAGGAGGCCAUAAACAUGAGCCAGGAGGCAAAUGUGUUUGUUGGCAAAGACACAAGGAGCAGCAGUGCCAGCCUCUCACAGGCAGUACUGGAUGGAGUCUCUGCACUCGGUGGCCACAGCAAAGACUACGGCUUGGUGACCACCCCACAGCUCCACUACAUGGUCUGCUGCAAGAACACAAGCGGUAAAUACGGAGAAGCCACAGUGGAGGGAUACUAUAAGAAACUCUGCCAAGCCUUCAUUCAGCUCACAAAGAAUGCAUCCAACUGUACAGAUGACCAGAAGCACCUCUCAGUGGACGGCGCCAAUGGUAUCGGGGCUCUAAAGGUGCGGGAGAUGGAGAGUCACCUGAAGGGGGAGCUGCACAUAUCGCUGUUCAAUGACGGGAGCACUGGAAAGCUCAACCACCAGUGUGGAGCUGACUUUGUCAAAGUGCAGCAGAAACCUCCAACAGGCAUUAAGAUGAACCCAGGGGAGCGCUGCUGUUCCUUCGACGGCGACGCCGACCGAAUUGUUUACUACUACGCUGACUCUGAAGGACACUUUCACCUGCUGGACGGAGAUAAAAUCGCCACUCUCAUCAGCACUUUCCUUAAAGAGCUGCUCACACAGGCUGGUCUAGACUUGAAGAUAGCAGUUGUGCAAACUGCUUAUGCUAACGGAAGCUCAACAAAGUACUUGGAAGACACCAUGAAGGUGAUAGUGAGGUGCACCAAAACUGGAGUGAAGCACCUUCAUCAUGCAGCCCAGGAGUUCGACAUUGGCGUGUACUUCGAGGCCAACGGUCACGGAACUGUGUUGUUCAGUAAAGCAGCUGAGGAGAAGAUCCAGCAGCUGGCUGAGAACUCCAGCACCAACGAGGAGAAGAAGAGAGCAGCUCUCCUGCUGCAGAACACCAUGAAUGUCAUCAACCAGACUGUAGGUGAUGCCAUCUCUGACAUGCUGCUGAUCGAGGCCAUAAUGGCCAUUAAGGGUAUGACUGUCCAGCAGUGGGACGCCAUCUACAGCGACCUGCCAAACAGGCAGCUUAAAGUCAAGGUGUCAGACCGCAGGGUGAUAGACACGACAGACGCAGAGAGGCGAGCAGUGAGCCCGGCAGGACUGCAAGAGGCCAUCGACAGUCUGGUGAAGAAUUACAAACAGGCCCGCUCCUUUGUGAGACCCUCCGGCACAGAGGACGUGGUGAGAGUUUACGCCGAGGCAGAGACACAGGAGAGCGCCGAUGCCCUCGCACAUGAAGUCAGCCUUGCGGUGUAUCGUCUCGCAGGGGGAGUGGGGGACGAGCCCAAAGCAUUGCACUAGAAACACCCAGAAUCACACUUUGACUAAUCAGUCGGUGCUUUUAGAACACAAUCCCAGCAGACGACAUCAAUCUCUGAAGUAAUUUAUCACAAUUGCUUCUUCACGGUGAGAUGUCAAAUUCUAUUGUAGGGUUAAUUGCACUUGGUACUUCACUGUCAUUUUCUACUUCUUUAUAUUUGUCUGUCAGUGUGAGGAUGUGGUA